Messenger RNA from Puccinia graminis f. sp. tritici CRL 75-36-700-3, 243 nucleotides. RefSeq lists its product as uncharacterized. The record is from RefSeq and is a predicted model, not a curated record. Lineage: Eukaryota; Fungi; Basidiomycota; Pucciniomycetes; Pucciniales; Pucciniaceae. The transcript is spliced from 2 exons. Bases 1 to 243 code for a protein of 80 amino acids.
AUGGCAGCUACCGUAUCUGUGACAGCGUUGACCGCUUGUCCCAGACAUCAAUGGCCCUUCAACACUCACUCCUCCGUCUCCGCAUUUCUGUUGGCCGCAAAUCCUCCACCCGGCUCAUCCACCUCUUCUGCAGACCAAGGGCCCGUCUUGAAAGCCUUGAUCUCUGCCAAACUUGCUAGGAAGUUCCCUCAGGCUGCUAAGCUCCGGGUCAAAGACGUCUCAGUCGUACUGAUUCUUGGUUAG